This is a messenger RNA of Lactuca virosa, 336 nucleotides long. The record is from the annotation of a GenBank genome assembly. Lineage: Eukaryota; Viridiplantae; Streptophyta; Magnoliopsida; Asterales; Asteraceae.
AUGGCUAGUAAAAUCACCACAGUCUCACCACCGAAAACCACCCAAUCUCAGCCCCUCCAACUGCAGGACCGGGUUGCAAUCGUCACCGGCGGCUCUCGCGGUAUCAGCAAAGCCAUCUCCCUCCACCUAGCAUCCCUUGGAGCAAAACUCGUCGUCAAUUACACUUCUAAUUCCUCUAAAGCGGAUCUAGUCGUUUCAGAAAUUAAUUCCAAAUCUCAAUCUGAAUCCCCACAAGCUGUUUCUUUUAAAGCCGACAUAUCAGAUCCGAUUCAAGUAAAAGCCCUCUUUGAUGCAGUUGAAUCGAUUAGGAGGAAGAGGAGAUUGGAACGGGAAUGA